CAGUAUUGAUGUUGGAGUGAUGAACAUGGAGCAUUCGACAUUCCCCCGCAUUAGCAGUUUCUCCGCGGAGACAAUUAAGUCUAUGGUCCUAGCAGACAGUUUAUGCAGAAGUGGUGGCAGUUCAGAUUUUGAGUUCGGCAAGAGUCAGCUUCGCAACGCCUCUGGCAUAUGUUACUCAUGGGCAUAUGAAUCAUUCAGUGCUUGCUGUGGAGGUAUUGGCAGCAGUUUGCCGGGCCUAUGGGAAAUUUCAGUCUCUUUUUCACGAGCACUUGGAGUUCAUAUGAAGGCUGCAGGAGCACUAUUCUUCGCCGUUGCUGAGUUCGAAAUGAUGAGCAGCAGACACGAGGCUAACCAUGCAGGAAGCAUUGCAUCGGUGCUAGCGAAAAUAAUCGAGCCAUUCACAAAUGGAUACUGCUACGAUGCAGGGAGAGACAUCAACAUGGCGUGGCUUGGUAAAAAAACAACCUUUCCGUACAUUAGCGGUCAAUGGCAUUCUGCGAGAAAAAUAAUUAACCUUGCAAAUAGAUAAGACAACGCAUUACCUUGCAAAAUUUUAAAAAUUAAGGGAUUUGGCCAAAAAAUGCAAUACACUAUAAAUUGUUGCAGGUACUACAGUAGGA
Molecule: messenger RNA, 620 nt
Organism: Panicum virgatum (switchgrass)
Lineage: Eukaryota; Viridiplantae; Streptophyta; Magnoliopsida; Poales; Poaceae
Exons: 3
Coding region: 20-529 (169 amino acids)
Source: RefSeq, a predicted model, not a curated record